AUGCUGCCAAAUCCUGGAGCAUGCUGCCACAUCCUGGAGCAUCCUGCCACAUCCUGGAACAUCCUGCCACAUCCUGGAGCAUCCUGUCACAUCCUGGAGCAUCUUGCCACAUCCUGGAACAUCCUGCCACAUCCUGGAGCAUCCUGCCACAUCCUGGAGCAUCCUGCCACAUCCUGGAGCAUCUUGCCACAUCCUGGAACAUCCUGCCACAUCCUGGAGCAUCCUGCCACAUCCUGGAGCAUCCUGCCACAUCCUGGAACAUCCUGCCACAUCCUGGAACAUCCUGCCACAUCCUGGAGCAUCCUGCCACAUCCUGGAGCAUCUUGCCACAUCCUGGAACAUCCUGCCACAUCCUGGAGCAUCCUGCCACAUCCUGGAGCAUCCUGCCACAUCCUGGAGCAUCCUACCACAUCCUGGAACAUCCUACCACAUCCUGGAACAUCCUGGAGCAUCCUGCCACAUCCUGGAGCAUCCUGCCAAAUCCUGGAGCAUGCUGCCACAUCCUGGAGCAUCCUGCCACAUCCUGGAGCAUCCUGCCACAUCCUGGAGCAUCCUGCCACAUCCUGGAGCAUCCUGCCACAUCCUGGAGCAUCUUGCCACAUCCUGGAACAUCCUGCCACAUCCUGCCACAUCCUGGAGCAUCCUGCCACAUCCUGGAGCAUGCUGCCACAUCCUGGAGCAUCCUACCACAUCCUGGAGCAUGCUGCCAAAUCCUGGAGCAUGCUGCCACAUCCUGGAGCAUCCUGCCACAUCCUGGAGCAUCCUGCCACAUCCUGUAGCAUCUUGCCACAUCCUGGAACAUCCUGCCACAUCCUGGAGCAUCUUGCCACAUCCUGGAACAUCCUGCCACAUCCUGGAGUAUCUUGCCACAUCCUGGAACAUCCUGCCACAUCCUGCCACAUCCUGGAGCAUCCUGCCACAUCCUGGAGCAUCCUGCCACAUCCUGGAGCAUCCUACCACAUCCUGGAACAUCCUACCACAUCCUGGAACAUCCUGCCACAUCCUGGAGCAUCCUGCCACAUCCUGGAACAUCCUGCCACAUCCUGGAGCAUCUUGCCACAUCCUGGAACAUCCUGCCACAUCCUGCUACAUCCUGGAGCAUCUUGCCACAUCCUGGAACAUCCUGCCACAUCCUGGAGCAUCCUGCCACAUCCUGGAGCAUCCUGCCACAUCCUGGAGCAUCCUACCACAUCCUGGAACAUCCUACCACAUCCUGCCACAUCCUGGAGCAUCCUGCCACAUCCUGGAGCAUCCUGCCACAUCCUGGAGCAUCCUGCCACAUUUUGGAGCAUCCUACCACAUCCUGGAACAUCCUGCCACAUCCUGGAGCAUCCUGCCACAUUUUGGAACAUCCUGCCACAUCCUGGAGCAUCCUGCCACAUCCUGGAGCAUCCUGCCACAUCCUGGAGCAUCCUACCACAUCCUGGAACAUCCUACCACAUCCUGCCACAUCCUGGAGCAUCCUGCCACAUCCUGGAGCAUCCUGCCACAUCCUGGAGCAUCCUGCCACAUUUUGGAGCAUCCUGCCACAUCCUGGAGCAUCCUGCCACAUCCUGGAGCAUCCUGCCACAUCCUGGAGCAUCUUGCCACAUCCUGGAGCAUCCUUCAACCACGACAAACGUCCAGAUCACACAGAUGAUUUAA
Molecule: messenger RNA, 1644 nt
Organism: Procambarus clarkii (red swamp crayfish)
Lineage: Eukaryota; Metazoa; Arthropoda; Malacostraca; Decapoda; Cambaridae
Source: RefSeq, a predicted model, not a curated record